Molecule: messenger RNA, 309 nt
Organism: Bipolaris victoriae FI3
Lineage: Eukaryota; Fungi; Ascomycota; Dothideomycetes; Pleosporales; Pleosporaceae
Exons: 4
Coding region: 1-309 (102 amino acids)
Source: RefSeq, a predicted model, not a curated record
AUGGAUGCCCAAAUCGAAGUCUUGGACGGCUCAAUCCAUAUAGGCCAAGAUAGAGUUGUAACUGCAUCCGGCAUACGAGCCCAAGUUGCCGUGUGCUGGUUCAGAACACUAGGAAAUGCGGAACGCGACGGGAAGCCUUCCAACCUUGAUGCUAUCCUUUUCUUCUCCGGAAAUGUGAGUCAAUUUCUGCUGGCGGAUAUGACUAUGUAUAGGGCGGAAGAUUACUCCGAUAGGGCUAUGAGAUUUUUGAAUUUGCCGGAUUUCAUCGCGGGCAGAUGCCGUCACCUCAAAUGUGGGCGGCUCAGAUAA